AUGCCACCGACAAAGCGGACAAACCUGAGGUCUAGGCGUGAAGAGACCGCCGAACAACUACAGCCUAAAGAGAUUGCCGGAAACUUUUUGAUUCAGCCAGCCAAAUCUCUGAUCAACGAGCUAUCAAGUCAAGUCACUGCCUUGCAGAUCAAACCAGACCCUCACAUCCACAAGCAGAUCGUGAAAACAUUACGUCUCCUGGAGGCGGACCUGGACUUUGCCCCGCCACCGAGAGGUCUACGGAAAUAUGUUGGCCAGAGGUCGCCCUUCUCCAGUGAGGGUGGUGGUAUGGUGGCCUCAGUUAGCUGA
Molecule: messenger RNA, 309 nt
Organism: Fonsecaea pedrosoi CBS 271.37
Lineage: Eukaryota; Fungi; Ascomycota; Eurotiomycetes; Chaetothyriales; Herpotrichiellaceae
Exons: 1
Coding region: 1-309 (102 amino acids)
Source: RefSeq, a predicted model, not a curated record